GACGCUCCAUGGCAGCCCUGCCUGGAGAUCCCAGCACCUCCUCCGCUCUCCCAGCCUUCCUCAUGCCCCUUCUCCUCCUCCUCCUCCGGCACCCAGGGCUCCUUCCUCCCCAGCGCCCGCCGCCUCCUUCCCGCACCCUAGCCCCCCACCCUGGGCGAGGGGGGGACCGGGGAGCGCCCAAACUUUCCCAUGGAGUUUCUGCGGGCGCUCUGGCUGUGCGUGGGGGUGGCGGGCAGCCUCCUGCCGGCGCCCUGCCAGGGGCACCCCCAGCCCUGCCACAUCCUCGCCAGGGUCGGGCACACGGUGCGCCUGGGCGCGCUGCUGCCCCCGGGGGGCGCGCAGAGCCGGGUGCGCAGCGCCCUGGCCAGGGCGAGCCGGGCCAGCCGGUUCCCCUAUAACCUGAGCUUGGAGAUCGUGCCGGGGGCUCCCCGGGAGCGGGACCCGGCCUCGCUGGCCCGCUGGCUGUGCCAGGCGCUGGUGGUGCAGCGGGUGGCGGCCGUGCUGGCCUUCCCCGGGUCCCGGGAGGAGCUGCUCCAGCUGGAGUUCCUCUCCGCCGCCCUGGAGAUCCCCUUCCUCAGCGUCCUGGAGCUGGAGCAGCGGAUGCCCUUCAGCGCCCAGAAUCCCUUCCACCUGCACAUGGACCGGAAGAGCCCCAUGGAGACCCUGGUGGACGUGCUUGGCAGCGUCCUGCAGACCAACAACUGGCACGAGAUCACCCUGGUGCUGUGCCACACCUGGGACGUCUCUGGCUUCCUGGAUUUCUGGACCAGCACCACCGACCUCUUCCUGAGGACCAUUCUGGACCUGAGCUACCUGGAUGAGCCGGGUGCCACCAGCUACCUCCGCCAACACUUGGAGGAGCUCGAGGAGCUGGCCGGCCCGGUGCUGCUCUUCGGCUGUGACGCCCGCCUCUCACGGCUGGUGUUCAGGGCAGCCUCGGAGUCCGGCCUGAGGCUGCAGGACUUUCACUGGAUGCUGGGGCAGCCGUUGAAUGUGGACGAGCUGCAGACGGAGGGGCUGCCCCUGGGCCUCCUGGCUUACGGGGAGGUCAGCAGCCCCACGUUGGAGCAAUUCACCCAGGACGCGGUGGAGUUGGUAACCCGGGCCAUCUCCAGCGCCAUGUACGUCCGGCCCGACCUCACCCUCAUCCAGAGCAUGGUGAACUGCAACGACAAGCACGUGGAAGGCUCGGAGUCCUCUGGGCACUACCUCUCCAGGUUCCUGGCCAACACGUCGUUCCACGGGCGGACGGGGCGGGUGUCCGUGAGGAACACGUCGCUGGUGCACACCGAGCACCGCUACCGGAUCUGGAGCCUGCUGCGCGACUCCCUGGGGGCGCCCACCUGGGUGACGGUGGGCAGCUGGCAGGACGGCAAGCUGGAGGUGGAGGAAGGGUUCUGGCAGAACCAGCUGCCGCGCAAGAGCCCGGAUAGCAGGGGUGGCUUCUUGCCUGUGAGGCUGCGGGUGGUGACGCUGGUGGAACACCCGUUUGUCUUCACGCGGGAGGUGGACGAGGAUGGGAGCUGCCCAGCCGGGCAGCUGUGCCUGGACCCCCACACCAACGACUCGGCCGUGCUGGAGGCCCUCUUCGAGGCGCUCACCGCCAAGAACGGCUCGGUGCCCCUGGCGUACAAGAAGUGCUGCUACGGCUACUGCAUCGACCUGCUGGAGAAGCUGGCCGAGGACCUGCCCUUCGACUUCGACCUCUACAUCGUCGGGGACGGCAAGUACGGGGCCUGGAAGAACGGGCAGUGGACGGGGCUGGUGGGGGACCUGCUCAGCGGCACGGCCCACAUGGCCGUCACCUCCUUCAGCAUCAACUCGGCCAGGAGCAAGGUCAUCGACUUCACCAGCCCCUUCUUCUCCACCAGCCUGGGCAUCCUGGUGAGGACCAAGGACACGGCCUCACCCAUCGGCGCCUUCAUGUGGCCCCUGCACUGGACCAUGUGGGUGGGGAUCUUCGUGGCCCUGCACCUGACGGCGCUCUUCCUGACCCUCUACGAGUGGAAGAGCCCCUACGGCAUGACCCCGCACGGGCGCAACCGCAUGAAGAUCUUCUCCUACUCCUCGGCCCUCAACCUCUGCUACGCCAUCCUCUUCGGGCGCACCGUCUCCAGCAAGACGCCCAAGUGCUACACCGGCCGCUUCCUCAUGAACCUCUGGGCCAUCUUCUGCCUCCUGGUGCUCUCCAGCUACACGGCCAACCUGGCCGCCGUCAUGGUGGGGGAGAAGACCUUCGAGGAGCUCUCGGGGAUCCACGACCCCAAGCUGCACCACCCCUCGCAGGGCUUCCGCUUCGGCACGGUGUGGGAGAGCAGCGCCGAGGAGUACAUCAAGAAGAGCUUCCCCGAAAUGCACGAGUACAUGAGGCGCCACAGCGUCCCCACCACCCCCGCCGGGGUCACCAUGCUCAAGACCGAGCCCCCCAAGCUCAACGCAUUCAUCAUGGACAAGUCCCUUCUGGAUUACGAGGUCACCAUCGACUCGGACUGCAAGCUCCUCACCGUGGGGAAGCCGUUUGCUAUUGAAGGCUAUGGAAUCGGGCUCCCCCAGAACUCGCCCCUGACCUCCAACCUCUCCGAGUUCAUCAGCCGCUACAAGUCGGCCGGCUUCAUGGACCUGCUGCAUGACAAGUGGUACAAGAUGGUGCCCUGCGGCAAGCGGGUCCUGGGUGUCACCGAGACCCUGCAGAUGGGCAUCUAUCACUUCUCUGGCCUCUUUCUGCUGCUGUGCAUCGGGCUCUGUGGCUCCUUGCUCACCUCUCUGUGCGAGCACGUCUUCUACCGCCUCAUCCUGCCCUGCAUCAAGAGGAAGAAGAAAUUCAACUACUGGCUACACACCAGCCAGAAAAUCCACCGGGCACUGAACGUGGGCUUCGAGGAGCAGAAAAACCAAAAGCUGAGACUCGAGAAAAGGUGCAACAUUCAGAAGAGCCAAGAGGCACCAGCCCCAAAUUCCAGCCAGCCAAGCUGGAACAACCUCAGGAAGGCUGCUGGGAAAGAGGACAAGCGGGUGCAUUUUAACAUGGAGCAGAUGCCCCCUGAGCCAGCGCAGGAGAAGGAGGUGCCCGUGUGGCACUGCAUGAAUGGCAGGGUACCCCAGCCAGAGGAGUGGGACACCAGAGAGAAGGAGCUCAGGGAGCUGGAGGAACGGAUCCAGGCAAUCAGGGAUCAGCUGAGAGCUGCCCUGGUGCGGAAGAGCGAGCUGAUGGUGGCAUUGGGGCCCACCAAGAACAUCAGCAUGCUGCCUGUUAAGCCCAUGGCAGAGAACAACAAGGACAGGUAAUGGGACACGGGCCAUUCAGGUUCCUUUUGAACUCACUCUGGAAAACCAGCUGCUGUUUCCUUUCACAUCUUAAAUCAAACCAGAGCCUGGAGAGCGAGUGCAGAGGCUCCUGGUUGGGGAAGUGGUGAAGCUGCAUAGAUCACAACUGGGAAACACUCCCAACUCAUUCACCACUUUGUUUGAAAUUAAUUUCUUCAUAUCACAGCUAGGACCCAAUUCCCACCCUGCUGCUGUCCUUUGUUAAUGGCAAGCUUAGAGAUUUCCACGUGAUCAGCUUACUGUAGAGGCAUGGUAGAACCCUCCAUCAGGCUCCUGACAGCUAUGGAAAGGAGGGUCUCACUUAAAAACAUUUUCAGUUACAUAUCCAUUACUGCAGGUGCGAGGACAGACAGGGCUGGCUUUUCCUCAAGGAGGAAGUUCUAGGUUUAGUUCUUUCCCCACUGCCUCAGAACAAGGAAUCCUUCCCUAUUUAAAACAGUUGUUUGGGGAAACUCGAUAGAAUCCAGUGAGGAACUAAGAACUGGUGACUCAGGCUAGGAAAGUUUGUGCCCAGUUUCGGAUCCCUUCUCUCUCCAGGGUGGGUGUGCAGCAUGGAAUAGAGACCUACUCAAACUUUCCCCUACAACAUCUGAGGGGGGCAGUUGUCCAGAAAACACUGUGAUGUGGGUGAUGCAAAUUCUAAUAGUGUUUCCUUUCGCUGGCAGCAUCUGUAACAUUGACUGUAAAUAAAAUGUACAAAGUUCAAGAUUUUAACUAGAAUAAAAAGCAAAGCAGACUUCUCCUCCCUCCCACCCACCCCCUUCAGAUCCCGUAGGUGGGGGUGAAAAAGCAGAUUGACUCAGGAAUCUGCUCACUAGCUCCUUCAGCCCCCAAGCUUGUCCAUCUCCCUCACGCGCAUGAGUUUCUCUCCCCAUCUUUCCUUCACUCUGAGCUGUUUUUUGGAUGCAACGGUCAGCCUGGGAUUAGGAUUUUAUUUACUGAAUUAAGAUUAGAUUUAGCCAGGAUCCUCCCUCAAGGCACAAAACUGCAGAAUUUAAAUGGACAGAGCUACAGGGAAUUUAAUCACAAAACUGUAUUUUUGAGUAAAGCUGGGGGUGGGGGGAAAUCUCCUUCCACCUUCAGCCCAGCAGCAAGAGUUUUAUGCAGAGGGAAACUUCUCUUCCGUCACUGCAGGACUCCCCUUUUUUCGUGCUUGCUCAUUGCUGGUGAGGUUUUGGUUAACACAAUCCCUUCGUUUCAGACACAGGAAAGUCCCAGCUUGUCUCAUCUCUGAUGUGAUGGAAGAUCAGAGAUGUAGGUAUGAGAAUGUAGCAGUCCGUACACAUAAGAGGGUGACUGACCAUGAGCCCUGCAGCAUUAAAAGUCCAAAAGGUGCUGUCAAGCUGUUUUUAAAGGGAGGUCAGUAAAUCUGAGAGAUGGAAACCCAGGGGGUUCAGGCCCAGGCCCAGGCCCUCAAAAAUAUUUAGGCUCCCAAGUCCUCAACAUAGUUUGGAGAACUAGCUACAGAAGUGCAGCAGCAUCUUCUCCAUAUGGCUGUGCAAUGUGCUCAAGCCAAAGGCUGGCUGCUCUUCUGUUCCUCCAGUGCUGUGCUGUGUGUGGGGUGGGGGAAGGUUGGCCUGGAAGACCCUGGGGCAAUUCCCUGCUCCACCACAGACUCCCCAGGCAAGUCACUUAAUCAGUAUCUCAGCUCCCCAUCUGUAACAAAGAAAGUGCCCUACCUCCAGGCUAGGGAGGUGCUCAGACAUUAUGACAGCAGUAAGUCUCUUAGACCUAGGAGCUAAGUGUAUGUGAUACUGCCCAGAAUGAAGACCAGAGCCUCACAGAUCCAGCCUGCCCAGACCCCUGCACGACCGUUCGCAAAGCAGCAGCACUGAAGCUGUUAGAGAUAAUAUUUAUUAUAUAUAUACAAACACAUUUUUUACAUUAAUUAAAUAGAAUGAACUCUACCCUUCAUUCAGCAAAUGAUUUGGUUCAUUUCCCCCCCUAAAAUCCUACAGCUGUUUCUGCUGGCUUGUGCUCUCUGACCUUUACAACCUGUCCGCAAGGAGCCCAGCUGCCUAGAAGCAGCAUCAAAUAAUUGAGGGGGGAGAUGUUGGCUGGACCCGGUCUCGCUCCUGGGGAGGCUGGGUGUAGUGAGAGGGGUCCACCAACAUACCAGGCCCUGGCAUGCACACUCCACCUCCAGCAGCAGCAUCUACUCCCUAAAUGGGUUUCUGGGGAGGAAAGGCAGAGAAAGAGAAAGCUGAGAUACUGUCAGAAACCUCUUUGAGCUGGGCAGCCACUGACAUGGCAAAUCCUUCGAUCACACCCCAAUUCCCCAUCCAACAGCACCUCCCCUGUGUGGUAAGCAGUGGAAAUACCUGAGGGCCUCAUUCCUGGGACUGAUCAGACAGGAAGGAAACACCGGAUGAGGGCUGAUUAGCUCCUGUAGACAAGGAUGGAGCCCAAGGACAAUUCCACAGCUUGGUCUCCAUCCCUCUUGAGACAUGCCUCCCACCUCCCCUCUAAUCAAGGGGGGCUAAGCCCCACCCUCCCCCUUGGCACUUCCCUUUUCCACCACAUACACUACCUUUUCCUGAGUUUACCUCCCCUCUCAGAGCCUUACUGGGGGAACUGGACAUCACUUACCACAAACCCUUCUCCAAAGGGAGCAGCUCCCAGGACGGGCUCAGCCUGCGCUGGUAUGCGACCUAGAAAACUCUGCUGCCGGUAACAGGAUGGUUCCUAAUGCAGCCUCUUUAACUUGAGUACCAGAUGUCACCCACGAGAACUAGUUAGUAAAAAGGUAUAGAGACAGACAGCCCUUGGGCAAACUACAGUCUACCAGGGUGAGACACUAAUCUCAGAGCUAGCUUUGCCUCUUCCUUUCAGCAGGACAGUGCUCCAGGCUUCCUUUUUGCCAAGGAGGAAAGGAGAGGGGGUAUCUAAAUUUCUUCUUGGCUUCAGUGUUUGGGUCCUUUCCUUUUCUACUGAACCACCAUGAGUAACAGUUUUCUACCUGCAGUCUCCCCUUCUGGCCCUGUGCCAAGGGGGUUUCUCGACUUGUGGAAGGGCCCAAUCUUAGGAUGUGAAGGUGUCCCACGCAUGGGACAAGGCACUGAAAAAAACAGGCUACGCCACCAAAGCAAAGAGUGGAGCUGUGGGGUGACAGGGCUAUACACAUGCGUCCCUGAUGGCUCCUUCAUGAAUUAUGAAGCUAUAGUUCAAUUCCUAAUGUUUUCAGGCCACAGCCCCUGGCACUAGCUCCCCUCUAGCUUACCCAGUCUAUGGGCUAUGCAUUUAAGGUGCUAGAUUCAGAGAGCCCCUGCCGAGAGGCCAUGUGGCGGAAAGAAGAGCUGCUCUCCUUGCAGGGGUGCAGUGGGAAUGGAAAAGGGAGGAUAGCUAUGGGGAUCCAUCCCAGAAUCAGCCUAGAUGGUUACAAGCACACCCCUGCCACCAGCCUGCAGGGGGAAGCGGUAUGAACCUAUCAGCUCAGGCACAGCUGACUGGCUCUCGGAGAGCUGUUAGCACAGGAAAACAGCCUCACGUUUCACCUCUCCCAGGACAGGCUGGCCACUGGGAAGGGGGCAGCAGGAAGAUGCUUGACUACAGCUAAUCGAAGCCUUAUUCCCAGCUUCUCGUCUGCGAUGAAAUCUGGUAGAAGGGCACAGGGCUUAAGAUGCACUUUCCCUAGUGGAGGGCCAAGCUUGCUGAUGCCCUUUGCUGCCUUCUGUGGAUCUCCAAAGGAGACGUUAACACCCCCUGCCCGCCACACACACAUUCCCUUAAAUUGCAGUUCUAAAAGAUAGGAACGCCAAGAAACUGCCACCUGUAUCUUCUCCCCAACAUUAAUACAGACUUGUGUCUCACCCUUUAAAACCUCUGCAUCUUUCUAAAAAUAGACAGAGCUAUAUAUAUAAUUUGUCUUUGCAACAGUCAACUUUACUCCUUUGUUAAGUAGCCAAAAAACCCCUCUACAGUCAAGGCCCACAUGGCUGGUGAGGAACACGAGCGGAAAACAGGGAGACAGUUGUGGACAAAGUCAGCUAGACACUACCAAACUGUCAGAGUGAAGAUGUCAAGCAGCAUCCACCAAAACUCCCAUGAUGAAAGGAAAUGACUUAGCUCCAGCAAGUGGUUUCUGACUGCCCCCGAGGUUCAUUUCCAUUUCAGCUGAUGAGCUUUCCAGCCUCUCUUUCCAGGAAUACACCACACUAGAUGCAACUCAUCACACUAAGAUUUUUUUUGGGGGGGGGGGGUUAAAACAAAAAAAAAUUGUUUAGUACAAUUUGGGUCACACUUGCAAAGGCAAGUAAGGCUAAUGACUCAGUCCCCAGCUGCUGAUCCAGUACUACUGGAAGCCCUUCCUCGUGAGAGCAACACAAGGGGGGUGGGAGGAAGGAGUGGGGACCACAGAACUGUGACAUUGACUAGCCCAAGUGACCAAUCCGGCAGCCCUGUUGUCUGCCAAU
Messenger RNA from Chelonia mydas (Green sea turtle), 7736 nucleotides. It is a transcript of the gene GRIN3B, whose product is annotated as glutamate ionotropic receptor NMDA type subunit 3B. Lineage: Eukaryota; Metazoa; Chordata; Testudines; Cheloniidae. Bases 190 to 3285 code for a protein of 1031 amino acids. Gene Ontology annotation, molecular function: NMDA glutamate receptor activity; transmitter-gated monoatomic ion channel activity involved in regulation of postsynaptic membrane potential. The record is from RefSeq and is a predicted model, not a curated record. Gene Ontology annotation, biological process: modulation of chemical synaptic transmission; monoatomic ion transport; synaptic transmission, glutamatergic. Gene Ontology annotation, cellular component: postsynaptic membrane; plasma membrane. The transcript has 9 exons.